CCAAUACAAUCAAUGCACGGAGAAUUCGAUUGCGUUUUGGAAGUUGAUCCCAACAGCGUUGGUUAUUCACGUCUCAAUUCUAUACAAUAUGAAAAACUGUGUCAGUUCAGACUUAAUAUUGUAGUACAAAAUCCUGACAUUAACAAAAAGGGAUGUGAACACCUGCUUCAAAACUUGUAUAUAAGUGGUGUACCAGAUAUUGACAAUUGGGAAUACGAAGACGAUGGCGAAAUAGCGAAGUGCAAAGGAACAUUGAAAUACAGUUCACCACUAUGGCUCAAAUUGGGAUGUCAUAGAAAGACUGACCACUUCUUGUUUAAUUAUUUCGCAAUAUAUGAUUCUGAUGAUAUACGCGAGGCCGCAUUCAGCGUACGUAGUGACAAUCUAUUGGAUAUUCUAUUAUACCCCGACCACAACUGGACGAUUCAAUGCGGAACUAAAUUUGAAAGCUCUGUAGUAAGCCGCGUCAUCGUGCAGUUUCAAUAUAAAGCGACCAACACAUUACCAGUGGAGAAUAGACUGAAUCUGGAAAACUCGAUUCUGUUCGAAAUAAAAACUAGCGACAACGGCAAUUUUUGUGACGCCAGUACGAACAUCACCAUCAAGGAAGGACCGUUCAUGAUCAAGAUUUUUGGGAACUACGAACAAGUGAACGAUAUUUGGUGCAGAAUUAAUGGUUCCUAUGGUGAACUAUUUUUAACAACAGAUGAUUUUCUUGAAUACGAACACCCGAAGGAAGCCGUCGCGGUUGUAGGAUUCAAGAAAAAUGGAUAUAUGGAUGUUAUUCAAUCGACUUGUAAGUUUUUAAUGUUUCCGCAAAAUGGCGCUCAGAUACAUCAAGAUAAUGCAAAUUAUUUUGAAAAAAUGACGUGCACGGCAUCAGUUCGUGUAAUUGGAGCGGAAGAAAAUACGCUGCUCUUUAAUUUGAAGAACGACAACACUGAAUGUGACAGCGUUGAACCAACUCAAAAUUUUACAAUCAAGGAGGGCAGCAUCUUAACGGUGAAGAUUCCAAAUAUCCUUCUACAUUUUUCCCAAUUAUGGUGUUCCAGAGUUGACGACAAUACCCAAAGUGCUUAUACAGGUGAAAAAUAUUUCAAAGAAUACUUGACUCACAAGUAUAGUACUAAUGAAGCUGUUGCCGCUAUUGCGAAAGCCAAGGAGCUGGUGCGUGUCUGA
Molecule: messenger RNA, 1179 nt
Organism: Hyposmocoma kahamanoa
Lineage: Eukaryota; Metazoa; Arthropoda; Insecta; Lepidoptera; Cosmopterigidae
Exons: 10
Source: RefSeq, a predicted model, not a curated record